This is a messenger RNA of Malaclemys terrapin pileata, 4428 nucleotides long. RefSeq names its product aldehyde oxidase 3-like. The record is from RefSeq and is a predicted model, not a curated record. The transcript is spliced from 36 exons. The coding region runs from base 95 to 4327 and encodes 1410 amino acids. Gene Ontology annotation, molecular function: iron ion binding; FAD binding; 2 iron, 2 sulfur cluster binding. Lineage: Eukaryota; Metazoa; Chordata; Testudines; Emydidae.
GCUGGAGAGAAGCGGCGCUUUGAAGGGGAAAGCGCCGCUUCUCUCCGGCCGCUGGCUGCACGGCUGCCCCUGCUCCUCCGGAGUCCUCCGGCCCAUGCUCGCAGGGCCGCAUUCCGAAAGGGGCUUUAGAGCUGCAGGCCAGGGCCCCGGGGCCGCCCAGAGCUCUGCACCCCCUAAAGCACCUACGUUCUGGGUGGCCCGGGGGGCAGCUCCCAGAAUCGUGGCCAUGGGGAUGGUGCCGCGCUGCGCAGAGCCUCCUGCACACCCCCUGCACCAAACAGGAACUGCCCCAGCGGCGCUUUUAUGCCACAUAAUGGCUUGCUCCACACAGUCAGAUGCACUCGUAUUUUUUGUGAAUGGCAGGAAGAUAAUAGAGAGGAAUGCAAGCCCUGAAAAAUUGCUGUUGUCUUACCUGAGAAAGGGACUUCAUCUCUCAGGAACGAAAUAUGGUUGUGGAAUAGGUGGCUGUGGAGCCUGCACUGUGAUGAUAUCCACAUAUGAACCAACUUCCAAGAAGAUAAUGCAUUAUCCUGCCAACUCCUGUCUUUUACCCAUAUGCUUGCUGCACGGCUCUGCUGUCACCACUGUGGAAGGUGUUGGAAGCACAAAAACGAGGGUUCAUCCAAUUCAGGAAAGGCUGGCCAAGUGCCAUGGCUCUCAGUGUGGCUUCUGCACCCCUGGAAUGGUGAUGUCCAUGUAUGCUUUGCUGAGAAACCACCCUGACCCCUCCAUGGAGCAGAUAACUGCAGCUCUGGAUGGUAAUUUGUGCCGUUGCACUGGAUACAGACCAAUAAUAGACACCUACAAGUCUUUCGCUGGGGAAGCAGCAUGUUGUCAACUGAGAGGAACAGGGCAAUGUUGCCUGGACAAAGAAGAAGAUGUGUGCUCAUCUUCUGACAAGGGAAAUCAGAUGCAUUCUGGUCUCUGCAAUCCUGAAGAAUUCCAGCCUGUAGACCCAACCCAGGAGUUUAUCUUUCCUCCUGAACUAAUGAGAAUGGCUCAGGAACAGCAAAAAAGAACUCUAGUUUUCCAUGGGGAAAGAACAACAUGGAUUUCUCCCAGUAACCUCAGGGAACUUCUGGAGCUGAAGGCCAUGUACCCUAAAGCACCUCUCGUUGUAGGGAACACCAAUGUGGGACUUGAGAUGAAACUUGAUGGUGUUCAUCAUCCAGUUAUCAUCCAUCCCACUAGGAUUCCAGAUCUGCAUGUUGUGAGUAAUACAAACAAUGGACUAGUGAUAGGUGCUGCCUGCUCUCUGGCCCAACUCAGAGACAUCCUGAUGAAAGUAGUCCCGGAGCUUCCAGAGGAGAAGACAAAGAUUUUCCGUGCUCUCUUGCAGCAGCUGAAAACCCUAGCUGGAGAACAAAUCAGGAGUUUGGCUUCCUUAGGUGGACAUAUUGUAAGUAGAGGUUCAACUUGGGAUCUGAACCCUGUCCUAGCAGUUGGCAACUCUGUCCUCAGUCUGGUAUCAAAAGACGGAACACGACAGAUUCCUUUAAAUGAUCAGUUUCUUGCUGGAUAUGGAAAUGCAGAUCUUAAGCCAAAAGAAAUCAUAGUCUCGGUUCUCAUCCCGUACUCUAAGAAGGAUGACUUUGUGUCGGCAUUCCGACAGGCCGAGCGCCGGAAAAACGCUGCAUCAGUUGUGAAUGCUGGAAUGAGAGUCCUUUUCAAACCAAACACUGACAUCAUUAUGGACCUGAAUAUUUUAUACGGAGGCAUUGGCCCUACCACAGUCAGUGCAAGGAAAUCCUGCCAGAGGCUCAUAGGGAGGCAAUGGAAUGAGCAGAUGCUGGAUGAAGCUUGCAAACUGGUGCUUGGAGAAAUUUCUCUCUCCCCCUCAGCUCCAGGAGGGAAGGUGGAAUACAGAAGAACUCUGCUUGUCAGCUUCCUUUUCAAGUUCUACCUGGAAGUGUUGUAUGGAUUAAAUAAAAUGUACCCAGCUAAGUAUCCUGACUUAUCAAAGAAGAACUUGAGUGCCCUAGGAGCAUUUCACAGUGAAGCACCCCAGGGUAUGCAAACAUACCAGGAUGUAGAUCCAGCGCAGCCUCCCCAAGAUCCAGUAGGACGUCCCAUCAUGCACCAAUCCGGGGUUAAGCACGCCACUGGGGAAGCUGUUUAUUGCAAUGACAUUCGUGCUGUGGCUGAAGAGCUUUUCCUGGCUGUGGUAACCAGUCCCAGAGCCCACGCAAGAAUUGUAACAAUUGAUGUAUCAGAAGCCCUCAACGUGCCAGGGGUGGUUGAUGUGGUAACAGCUGAAGAUGUUCCAGGGAAAAAUGGCACUGACGAUGAGCAAGCAUAUGCAAAAGAUGAGGUGAUCUGUGUGGGUCAGAUUGUCUGUGCUGUGGUUGCAGAGUCAGCUGUUCAGGCAAAACAAGGGGUUGAAAAAGUGAAGAUAGAGUAUGAAGAUCUGGAGCCAAUACUGACCAUUGAGGAUGCAAUAAAGCACAAUUCAUACUUUGGAAAAGAGAAGAAAAUAGAACAAGGAAAUAUUGAAGAAGGAUUUAAGUCUGCUGAUGAAAUCAUUGAAGGUGAAAUCCACAUUGGAGGACAAGAACACUUUUACCUGGAAACUAACAGUGUAUUUGUUGUUCCAAGAGGAGAGGAUAACGAAAUGGAUGUGCAUGUGUCCACUCAAGAUGCAGCGAAUGUACAGGAAUUCGUGGCUUUGGCUUUAGAUGUCCAGUCCAGUAAGAUCAUGUGCCACACAAAACGCGUUGGUGGAGCUUUUGGAGGGAAGGUUACAAAGCCUACAAUUUUUGCUGUAGUUGCAGCAGUGGCAGCAAACAAGACUGGGCGUCCAAUCCGCUUUGCCCUGGAGCGAGAUGAGGAUAUGCUAAUCACUGGAGGCCGACACCCUUUCUUUGGAAAAUAUAAAGUAGGAUUUACAAAUGAUGGUAGAAUCACAGCUGCAGAUAUUGAGUCCUACAUUAAUGCUGGAUGUACUCUAGAUGAGUCUGAACUGGUAAUUGAGUAUGCUGUGCUAAAAACGGAUAAUGCUUACAAGAUCCCUAACCUCCGAGUCCGGGGACGUGCCUGCAAGACUAAUUUGCCAUCAAACACAGCGUUCCGAGGAUUUGGCUUUCCACAAGCGGGUUUGUUUACAGAAUCCUGGAUAGUGACAGUGGCAGCCCAAACUGGCUUGCCGCCUGAGACGAUCAGGGAGAUAAACAUGUACAAAGGAGUUAAUCUAACUCCCUUCAAAGAAGAGCUCGAUGCAACAAACCUUGUGAAAUGUUGGAAAGAAUGUAUGGAGAAAUCUGAAUACUACAGCAGGAAAACAGCUGUGGAAGAAUUUAACAAGCAAAAUUACUGGAAGAAAAAAGGGAUUGCCAUUAUUCCUAUGAAGUUUUCCGUUGGAUUGAAUGCUACACAGUACCAUCAGGCUGCAGCUCUGGUCCAUAUCUAUACAGAUGGGUCUGUGCUGGUGACUCAUGGUGGAAUUGAAAUGGGACAAGGAAUUCACACCAAGAUGUUGCAGGUUGCCAGCCGUGAACUGAAGGUACCAUUGUCAUAUGUACACUUUUGUGAAACAAGCACGAUAACUGUGCCUAAUGCGAUAGUCACAGCCGGAUCGAUUGGCUCAGACGUCAAUGGGAAAGCAGUCCAGAAUGCUUGUCAGAUUCUUCGGAAACGCCUGGAGCCCAUCAUUAAUAAAAACCCCGAAGGGAAAUGGGAGGACUGGAUUACUGAAGCUUAUAAUCAAAGUGUGAGUCUUUCAGCUACUGGCUACUUCAGAGGCUAUAUGGUAAAUAUGAACUGGGACACCGGGGAAGGCCAGGCUUUCCCAUAUUUUGUUUUCGGAGUUGCUUGUUCUGAAGUGGAGAUUGACUGUCUGACAGGAGAUCACAAGAACAUCAGAACAGACAUUGUCAUGGAUGCUUGUUUCAGCAUAAAUCCAGCUGUAGAUAUAGGACAGAUUGAAGGUGCCUUUGUUCAGGGGGUUGGACUUUAUACAAUGGAAGAAAUAAAGUUCUCCCCAGAAGGAGAGCAGUACACUCUGGGUCCAGAUACGUAUAAAAUCCCUGCUGUCUGUGACAUACCUGAACAGUUCAGGGUUUACUUGCUGCCAAACUCCCGAAACCCAAUUGCCAUCUACUCCUCCAAGGGGAUUGGCGAGGCAGGGCUGUUCCUGGGAUGUUCUGUGUUCUUUGCUAUCUGGGAUGCAGUAGCUGCUGUGAGGAAGGAAAGAGGAUUAACCGGGACCUUCACCCUGAACAGCCCCCUGACGGUUGAGCAGAUUCGAAUGGCCUGUGCUGAUAACUUUACUGACAUGAUUCCCAAAGAUAAGCCUGGAACCUAUAAACCUUGGGCCAUCGACAUAGCCUAAUACUGUGUUUUCCAAAGUAUGAAAUAAUUAUGUGACUGUUGCCAUCGCUGUUGGUUUAAAGCAUUCCAAAUGUAAUAAUAAAAUAUUUGAUUUAAAACCCA